AUGUGGAAGCAGAUGGCCUCAAAAAUCGUCUUUGUUCUCAUCAUGGCUUUAGUGAACCCAGGAGGUUCUGACCCAAGGGCUUCACAAGUGGAGCUGCAUUGUUCAGCCUUCAACAAUGUCAGUUGUGAAGAGUGUGUGAGGAACCCAUCAUGCCUGUGGUGUGCCUCCAGCCUGUAUUGCAUCUAUUAUCCGGUGAAGACUAUUUUUCUCCCCAGCUCCGUGUGCAAGCUCCAAGACGCAAGAUGGGGUGUAUGCUGGGUGAACUUUCAGGUGCUCACCAUCUCCUUCUCGGUGCUGAGCGUCAUGGUGCUCUUGGCUGUCAUUGUCUGCUGCUGUUCCUAUGCAAGACGUCAGAAGCUGAGACGAAGCAGGGAACGACGUGGCGACAGGGAAAGGAUAAUCCAACGUAAUGAGAGAAGAGACAAUCUAAGGAUGAAACGCCAUGAAAUCCGCAAGAAACACAGCUUUUUUAAAUAA
This is a messenger RNA of Polypterus senegalus (gray bichir), 477 nucleotides long. RefSeq names its product pituitary tumor-transforming gene 1 protein-interacting protein-like. Lineage: Eukaryota; Metazoa; Chordata; Cladistia; Polypteriformes; Polypteridae. The record is from RefSeq and is a predicted model, not a curated record. The coding region runs from base 1 to 477 and encodes 158 amino acids. Gene Ontology annotation, cellular component: cytoplasm; nucleus. The transcript has a single exon. Gene Ontology annotation, biological process: protein import into nucleus.